UCGGUCCUCGAGCAUCGUCCAAUCAUUGGCUGGAAAACAUCACAUGUAGAGUUGAUAAGAUGGCGUCUCCGAAUGGAGGUGAUGAUUUUGAAUCCUCCCUACUAAGUUUUGAAAAGCUCGACAGGGCUUCACCCGACCUUUGGCCAGAACAACUGCCUGGAGUUGCUGAAUUUGCAGCAUCCUUUAAAAAUCCCAUCACAAACUCUCCUCCCAAAUGGAUGGCUGAGCUGGAGUCUGAGGACAUUGAAAUGCUGAAAGAGCUGGGGAGUUUGACCACAGCUAACCUGAUGGAGAAGGUGAAGGGGCUGCAGAACCUGGCCUACCAGCUGGGCCUGGAGGAGUCCAGAGAAAUGACGAGAGGCAAAUUCCUGAACAUUCUGGAAAGGCCCAAAAAAUGACGACUGCAGACGAGAGGGAUCAUUUGUAAUGGAGGACGACGCUGGACACUGGCCAGCAGGCACUAUUGACUAAUGACCUUGUAGGCAUUACCUUAACCUAACCUGCUUCACACCUCACCAAAGCACACUGAUGCGCGCGACACACACACACACACACACACACACACACACACACACACACACACACACACACACACACACACACACACACACUCACACACACACACACA
Messenger RNA from Alosa alosa (allis shad), 628 nucleotides. It is a transcript of the gene lin52, whose product is annotated as lin-52 DREAM MuvB core complex component. Gene Ontology annotation, biological process: regulation of DNA-templated transcription. Gene Ontology annotation, cellular component: DRM complex. The transcript is spliced from 6 exons. The record is from RefSeq and is a predicted model, not a curated record. NCBI's taxonomy places the organism in Eukaryota, Metazoa, Chordata, Actinopteri, Clupeiformes, Clupeidae. Bases 60 to 398 code for a protein of 112 amino acids.